Molecule: messenger RNA, 1830 nt
Organism: Triticum aestivum (bread wheat)
Lineage: Eukaryota; Viridiplantae; Streptophyta; Magnoliopsida; Poales; Poaceae
Exons: 1
Coding region: 570-1091 (173 amino acids)
Molecular function (GO): zinc ion binding; nucleic acid binding
Source: RefSeq, a predicted model, not a curated record
GCUCGAGGUAAAGGGAAAAGCGUUCGUGCGCUGGAAAAAUCCCAUGUCCACCACUUUCUGAACUUCUCUGAAUCUCUUCCUUCUUCCUCUCCGGUGACCGAACUACGGCAAACGUGAGUAAGCAGAGUGAGAGGGAGAGGAGAGCUGCGGCGAGGAGUUGGCGGUUCCAACAAUUGGCAUCAGAGCCUCGUGCGGGAGGGAGCUCGCCGGCGAUGUCCAUCGUGCCAUACGCCGGCGGAUCGGGCGGCGCGGUGUCGCACCCAGCGCCCGUGCUCACGGGCGACAACUACCCCACCUAGGCCAUCAAGGUGGAGGCGGACCUUGAUGCCGCAGAGCUGUGGGAGGCGGUGGUGCCGCCGGAGGACGCGGCAUCGGUGGUGAUCGUCAAGAAGGACAAGCCGGCGAGGGCCUAUCUGCUCCGAGCGCUCGCCGACGAUCUUCUGUUGCAGGUGGCUGCGAAGAGGACGGCGGCGGAGAUAUGGGCGAGCUUGAAGGCCAGGUUCGUGGGCGUGGAUCGCGUGCGCGUGACGCGGCUCGGCACGCUCCGGGGAGAAUUCGAGCUCCUGCGGAUGGCGGAGUCCGAGUCUCUCGAUGCGUUCGCCGGGAGGCUCGGCGGCAUGGCGGCGCGCUACGCGGCGUUGGGCUCAACCCUGGAAGAUUCCGCGCUCGUCAAGAAGCUACUUGACUCGGUGCCGAACCGGCUGUACGCGGCGGUGGCCGGCAUUGAGCAGUUCUGCGACGUCGGGGCGAUGCUGUUCGAGGACGCGUUGGGGCGGCUGAAGGCUUUUGAUGAACGGCUGCGGCGACGCGAUCAGGCAGGCGGCGAGCAAGCUGACGGCGAGCUGCUGUACAAGGCGGCGCAAUGGAGGGCGCGGGAGCGGCGUCACGGUGGAGCUCGGGACGACGACGACGGGACGCGCAGCGAGGCUUCAGGCGUCGGUGGUCCCAGGAAGGGCAGGUGCUACAAGUGCGGGGAGCGGGGUCACUUCAAGCGUGACCGCCCGCAGUGGAAGAAGGCGCCGGCACCGGAGCAUGCACUGCUGGUCGACGGCGACGUCGAGGAUGGCGGGCUGCUCAGAGCCGCGGCUUAGGGCGCGAGUGUUGGGUGUAAUAAGCCGCGGUGAUGCUCCUGGCGCGGCUGGUGCGUGUAUGGGCGCGCACCGGACGUGACGGGUGCGUCGGGUCCGCGGUGUGCGCGCGCGUAGGUCUGCGUGUGUGUGUGAGUCAGCGCGUGUGUGCGCGGGGCCACGCCGGGCUGUUAGCGAGCGAUAAGGAGGGGUAGACCGCGUCGGCCGCGCUGGCAGGCCGUGGCGAUCGUGUUCGGGCGCGGUGCGUGGACGCGGCCAGAGCGCGGAGGGCGUGGGGGAAUGGGUGAGCGAGUUGGUGCAGGGCGAGGCCGUGCAGGCCGGUGCUUGCGGGUAUAAAAUCCUAGCUCCCCUCUGUAGCUCAGGGACAGGAUCGAGUUCGUGCUCGAGGUAAAGGGAAAAGCGUUCGUGCGCUGGAAAAACCCGGUUUUCACCACUUUCUGAACUUCUCUGAAUCUCUUCCUUCUUCCUCUCCGGUGACCGAACUACGGCAAACGUGAGUAAGCAGAGUGAGAGGGAGAGGAGAGCUGCGGCGAGGAGUUGGCGGUUCCAACAGUAACUCGCCAGAUGAGGCUAAGAUUACCAAUUCUGACUGCUGCUUACGACGUGCUGACAGCGGUAUCGCAGCUCGUUAAUUCAGACAAGUUAACUGGGCAAAGACUGGAUUAGAUACAACUCAUGUAAAGAACCAUUUGUGUACCUCUCUUAUCUAACUGAAAGGCUGAACGGAUCUACUUUCUCUGGG